This is a messenger RNA of Portunus trituberculatus (swimming crab), 4257 nucleotides long. RefSeq names its product proteoglycan 4-like. The record is from RefSeq and is a predicted model, not a curated record. Gene Ontology annotation, biological process: maturation of LSU-rRNA from tricistronic rRNA transcript (SSU-rRNA, 5.8S rRNA, LSU-rRNA). Bases 182 to 4093 code for a protein of 1303 amino acids. Lineage: Eukaryota; Metazoa; Arthropoda; Malacostraca; Decapoda; Portunidae. Gene Ontology annotation, molecular function: RNA binding. The transcript is spliced from 9 exons. Gene Ontology annotation, cellular component: nucleolus.
GAAAUCGGACACACCAUAAGCUUCUGCGUCCAAAACACGUGGUGGCAGCGAAGGGUUUACGCAGCUACCUACACAUUAUUGUUCCUCACGGCUGUCCUGCGUCUCACCUGUGUACUCAGGGGCACCACAGGGACAAGACAGUAACCUCCUCCACUCCCACGAGGAAUCGCUCUACACAGCCAUGGCAAAAAUCAAAUCUGUCAAGACUACCAAGCCAGGCCCUCCAAAGGCCAAGAAGACCUCUCCCCUGAAAGUCAAGAAGACUGUCACUCAGAAGGCCAAAAAAGCUGCUUCACCUGCCACCAGGAAGAACACUGCUGUCAAGUUCCUCGCCCUUAAGAAGACUGCUGAUAGGGAAUUCCGAAAGAAGACACUGCAGAAGAGAAAAUUUCUCAAGGAACGGGAGGCACAAGAUGAAGGGAGAGCUGUCAUUGUACUGUCCCACAUUCCCCAUGGCUUCUUUGAGGGACAGAUCAAGCGUUACUUUAGGCAGUUUGGAGUGGUGGAGAACGUCAGGCUUGUACGCAGCAAGAAGACUGGCCGGAGCUGUGGGUACGCAUACGUGGAGUUCCAACACUAUGAGGUGGCGCAGAUUGUGGCUAAGCAUAUGGAUGGAUAUCUCACCUUUGGCAAAAUCAUGAAGUGCAAGGUCAUUCCUCCCGAAAGAGCGACCAACCGUUUGUUCAAGUUCAAGAGAAUCCGACCAGACAACUGUCCCAAAUUGGAGAACAGGAGAAAAGCUUUCAGAAAGCUGAACAAGAUACGCACAGAGAAGGAAAUCAAGAAUAGGAUUGACAGACUCAAGUCCUCCUAUGCCAUGAAGAUAGAAAAACUGCAAAAGCUGGGCAUCGAUAUCCCCAUGCAGACCCUUCUUGCCACACUGCCACAGGUGACAGGACAGAAGAACAAGGAUGCAGUGAAGAGUGAGACAAAGGACAAGAGCACAGAAGAGGGAGGCCAGACAGUGAAUGGACACACCAGCAUGGAUGCUGCUGCUGUGGUGAAGGAUGAGAACCAGGCUGCAGUGGCCCUGAACAAUGCUUCUGAUGUCAAGCAGUGUGAGAACAGUGAUGCUGAACUAACAGAGGAGCAGAAUAUAAUGUUUAGAGCAGCACGCGAUGAUCUUGCCAUAAAGAUAAUGAGUAACUUGGAAUCAGCCAAAAAGAAGAAAACCCCAAAGAAAUCAGGAGUCAAGGCAAAAGCUACAGCAGAGAAGAUGGUGUUGGAGGUGGAUGAGAGUGAUGAUGAGAUUGUGCUGAAAACUCCCCCCAAUACUGUCAAGAAGUUCAUCAAGAAGGAUGCCAAUUCCACACCAACGACAACACCCAAAGGCAAGAAUGAGAUGCCCAAGACACCUAAAUCAACAAGGCCAACACUGAAGACACCAAAAAGGAUGCUAAAAACACCAAAAGCUAGUCCAAAAUUAGUGAAGUCACAAAAGGCAAUGGGUGUCAAAUCCAAGACAGAAAAGACACUGACAGAAACAGCUGAAGAAGUGAAUGCAGCACCUGAAACACCUAAAGCAACACUGAAAACACCAAAAAGAACACCCAAAACAGGAAAAGCUACCCCAAAAUCAGCUAAAAAGACACCCAAGGCAAUGAAAAUCAAACUCAAGGCAGAAAAUACACCUACAGAAACAGAUGAAGUGGUGAACACAACACCCAAGAUACCCAAGGCAGAAGGAAUGGCAAAAACAACUGAAGCUACUCCAAAAUUGGCAAACACACCCAAAGCACUGAAGGAGACAGUGGAAAAUGCUGAGGCAAUGGAAAUCACACUUAAGAAAGAAGAUCCAGCAGCAGAAGUGAAUGGAGCACCUAAGACACCCAAAGCAAUAAAAGCAACACCAAAAACAACUAAAGCUACCCCAAAAUCAGCAAAAAAGACACCCAAGGCAAUGAAAAAUACACCUACAGAAACAGUUAAAGUGGUGAACACAGCACCCAAGGCAGAUGGGAUGCCAAAAACAACAAAAGCUACUCCAAAAUUCAUGGAAGACACAUCCAAGGCACUAAAAGAGACAAUGGAAAAUGCUGAGGCAAUGGAAAUCACACUUGAGAAAAAAGAUCCAUCAGUAGAAGUGAAUGCAGCACCUAAAACACCCAAAGCAACAAAAGCAACAUCAAAAACCAGUAUAGCUACUCCAAAAUCAGCAAAAAAGACACCCAAGGCAAUGAAAAAUACACCUACAGAAACAGCUGAAGUGGUGAAUAUAGCACCCAAAACACCCAAGGCAGAAGAAGAGAUGCCAAAAACAAUAAAAGCUACUCCAAAAUUAGUGGAAAACACACCCAAAGCACUGAAGGAGACAGUGGAAAAUGUUGAGGCAAUGAAAAUCACACUUGAGAAAGAAGAUCCAGCAGCAGAAGUGAAUGCAACACCUAAGACACCCAAAGCAAUAAAAGCAACACCAAAAACAACUAAAGCUACCCCAAAAUCAGCAAAAAAGACACCCAAGGCAAUGAAAAAUACACGGAAAACAAAAAAUACACCUACAGAAACAGUUAAAGUGGUGAACACAGCACCCAAGGCAGAUGGGAUGCCAAAAACAACAAAAGUUACUCCAAAAUUAGUGGCAAACACACCCAAGGCACUGAAAGAGACAAUGGAAAUUGCUGAGGCAAUGGAAGUCCCUCUUGAGAAAAAAGAUCCACCAGCAGAAGUGAAUACAACUCCUAAAACACCCAUGGUUGUGAAAAAUACAUCUACAGAAACACCUCAAGUGAAUGUAUCACUCAAAAGAACACCAAAAACACCAAAAUGGGCAUUAAAAUUAGGAAAAGCUACUCCAAAAUCAGCGAAAAAGACACCUAAAGCACUGAAUGAGAUAGAGGAAAAUGCUAAGGCAAUGGAAAUCACACUUGAGAAAAAUCCACCUGCGGAAGUGAAUGCAGCUUUCAAAACACCCAAAGCAACACUGGAAACACCAGGAAUAUCAAAAACAGGAGAAGCUCCUCUGAAAUCAGUGGAAAAGACACCUGACACAAUGAAAAUCUCACUCAAGACAAAAUGUACUCCCACUGAAACAGCUGAAGAAGUUAAUGCAACACCCAAAACACUCAAGGCAGAAGGGACACCCAAAGCAACACUGAAGACACCAAAAAGGACGCUAAAAUCACCAAAAGCUACCCCAAAAUUGGCAAAAAAGACACCUAAAGCACUGAAAGCAACAGCUGAAGCACUGGAAAUCGCACUGAAGGCAGAAAAUACCUCCACAGAAGUAAACACAAUGCUUAAAACACCUAAAGCAUCAAAAGGGAUGCCUAAAACAGGAAAAGCUACUCCAAAAUUAGGGAAAAAAACACCCAAGGCAAUAGAAAAAACACUGGAUACAGAAGACACACCCACAAAAGUACCUGAAGUAAAUGCAGCACUGACAACUCCCAAAGCCACACAAGAAGCUGAGAAGGCAACACCCAAACCAAAAAGUGGGACAACUAAUGCACAAAAUCCAGCGGAGGAAAUACCACUUGCAAUUCUCAAACCUGACACACUGGAGGCAGAAAGUACAACCCCCAAAGCUGUGAAAAAGAUGGAGACCAAGAAAGAGACUCCUAAGAUUGCAGACACGGCAGCUGAAGUCUUGUCAAAUGGAGUGAAGCAUAAUACACCCAUCGCAGGAGCACCAGCUGCUGCGUUGACACUGAGUACACCAAAAUCAGGAAAGAAAAUACUGAAGAUUAAAAAGAAAACACCUGGAAAUGUACAAGACACCCCUAUUAGUAAGAAGACACCGAAAGCAAAGAAGACAGGCGUGAGUGAAAAUGGUAUAGACACACAAGCUACGACUCCAAUGCUUCAAGCCACACCAGGGAAGAAAGCUAGUCAGACACCAGCACAAACUCCCAAAACUUCACCAGGGAAGAGGAAACAUAUUGAAAAUGCUGCAACAGGAACUGAAGUCACACCAAACAAGAAGGAAAAGUUGAAAAAGGCAACACCAGGAAAGAAGAUCACUCCCAAAGCUAAGACACCCAAGACUCCUAAAAAGACGCCUGGUAAAAGGAAGGAGGUGCUUGAACUAACCCCACACCCCAAAAAACAGAAGGCUGUGUCUGGGAAUCCUGCUGGUUCAUCAGUUCGUCCAUGACCUCAGAGCGUGCUGGCAGGUAACACGAGUACUCCAUGGCAAACUCUCCCUUGCCUUGUGUUGAGGACCGCAGCUCAUUGGCGUACCCAAACAUGUCGUUGAGGGGAACCUAGAAUGCACCAGAAUGUUUUAUGACUGAUCAAAGUAAUGAAAAACAAUCAUUA